Xyrauchen texanus (razorback sucker) is the source of this 3562-nucleotide messenger RNA. RefSeq names its product casein kinase I-like. Gene Ontology annotation, molecular function: ATP binding; protein serine/threonine kinase activity. Bases 689 to 1933 code for a protein of 414 amino acids. The transcript is spliced from 11 exons. Gene Ontology annotation, cellular component: nucleus; cytoplasm; plasma membrane. Gene Ontology annotation, biological process: peptidyl-serine phosphorylation; positive regulation of canonical Wnt signaling pathway; signal transduction. Lineage: Eukaryota; Metazoa; Chordata; Actinopteri; Cypriniformes; Catostomidae. The record is from RefSeq and is a predicted model, not a curated record.
CGGAGGUUCGCUCACUGAAACGGGAGGCUUAAAGAGACAACAUCGAAGCCGGGCUUGUCUUAAGUGAAAAAUUAAAUCACUUCAACUCUACAAAUAAAGGACCAUGCCUCUGCUUACUAAAUAGGUGACUCAUACGGAGGUAUUAAGAGAUAAAAGGAUCCUGCUGCUCAAACCUGUUACUGCAUCCGCCCGCUUACAGCAGUGUUAGAACAUGAAGAAUGUUCACUGUAUUACCCAAGACUGACUUCAAGGAAACCAUGAGGAGCACAAGAGGACGUUUACUGGUUGCGCUUUGGUUCCACUAGCAGGAAUUGUGUAUGUGUAAAGUGUUGAGGUGCACGUGUGGGUGGAUGUGUGCAUGCCUGUGUGUGUGUCUGUAUGUAUGCGUAUGCUAGCAUAACCUGCCUGCUUCAGGCAGUGACAUGCUACACUGAGGGGAACCAUACGGAAAAGAAGUCCCAUCCACCCGAGGAUUAAUGCAACGACUUGUUCGGUGAUACCCACUGCGUCUGCAGAAGACAUCAGUUUCUGCUCCUCUAAAAUCAGCAGUAUUUAGAUACUUUUAAACCCACUCACCUGUUUUGGCUUCGUACCACUGUCCCCACACAUUCCCUGCGGGUUGUUUUGGAACCUCUCUAUUUUGCAUGGCAGGGGAGUAACCGUGGAGAGGCCAGGGUAUCACAAGCUUAUGGAUUUUGAGAAAAGAGGUGGGAAGGGGGAGACUGAGGAAGGUAAAAGGAUGUCCAAAGCAGCCAGUAGUAGGACUGGACAUGGGGGCCGGGGAACGGGGACAAACUCUGGGGUUCUCAUGGUUGGCCCCAACUUCAGGGUUGGGAAGAAGAUUGGCUGUGGAAACUUUGGCGAACUGCGGCUGGGCAAGAACCUAUACACCAAUGAAUAUGUGGCCAUCAAACUGGAGCCAAUCAAAUCUAGAGCGCCACAGCUCCAUUUGGAGUAUAGAUUUUAUAAACAGCUUGGAAGUUCAGAGGGAGUUCCUCAGGUUUUCUACUUUGGGCCAUGCGGAAAGUACAAUGCUAUGGUUCUGGAACUGCUUGGGCCUAGUCUGGAGGACCUGUUUGACCUCUGUGACCGCAUCUUUUCCCUCAAGACCGUCCUAAUGAUAGCUAUUCAACUGAUAACACGGAUGGAAUUCGUUCACACUCGGAGCUUGAUAUACAGAGACGUCAAGCCAGAGAAUUUCUUGGUGGGGCGGCCGGGCUCCAAGAGGCAGCACACCAUUCAUAUCAUCGACUUCGGGCUUGCCAAAGAAUACAUAGACCCUGAGACCAAAAAACACAUCCCAUACCGAGAGCAUAAGAGCCUGACUGGCACUGCCCGAUACAUGAGCAUCAACACACACUUGGGGAAAGAACAAAGCAGAAGGGACGACCUGGAAGCACUGGGCCAUAUGUUUAUGUAUUUCCUGAGAGGCAGUUUGCCUUGGCAGGGCUUGAAGGCAGAUACAUUGAAAGAGCGCUAUCAAAAAAUAGGGGACACCAAACGGGCUACACAGAUCGAAGUUCUGUGUGAAAGUUUUCCAGAUGAGAUGGCCACCUAUCUGAGAUACGUGAGAAGACUGGACUUCUUUGAGAAACCAGAUUAUGAUUACUUGAGGAAGCUCUUCACAGACCUUUUCGACAGGAACGGCUAUGUCUUUGAUUACGAGUACGACUGGGUCGGCAAGCCUCUACCUACACCUAUAGGCCCCAUCCCCACAGACACACCUCAGCCCAGCAGCAGGGACAAAGCACAACCUCAGACCAAAAACCAGGUCAUGAGCUCUACAAAUGGUGAGCUGAACACGGACGACCCAACCGCAGGACACUCCAAUGCUCCCAUUACGGCAACUGCUGAGGUAGAGGUGGCAGACGACACAAAGUGCUGUUGUUUCUUUAAGCGGAGAAAGAGGAAAGCCCUCCAGAGGCACAAGUGAAGAGCACUCUUUGAAAACGACUUGAAACUUUCUGGUCACUGUUAAGUUUGGAAUGCAAGCAAAUACACAGUUCUCUCUGUCUUUUUCUCUCUCUUUCUGUCCUCAUCACACUUUCUUUUAUAGAUGCUUCACCACUUAAUGGAGUGCAAAGGAAUGUUGUUGACUGUCCAAAAGACUCUAGUUUCUUCAAAAAAAGAGAAUAAAGGAAGAUACAUAAGAUGUGUAAAAAGAAAUCACACAAAAACUCUGAAGAAGAUGGAAUGAACGUGUAAUCCAGUAAUGAUGAUACACGACCUCAGUGUUGUGAACAAAAAAAAAGAUGUUGGUGUUUUCUAGAUUCCAUGCUGAACGUUUAUUGUUCAUUCUCCAUUGAUCAGGGGACGAAACCUCAAUGGGCUGAAUGAUUUAAGUUUUUCUUAGAAAUAGUUCUUAUUGUGACAAGCAGGAGGGCAGGAGUCAACUCUGCAUUGGGAAUGACAGAAUGUCACCCACAAAAUGACAAAAGUAACAGGACACAUUUCAUCUCAACCAGACUGUGGAGUCGUUUGUUUUUCUUCAAUUUUAUUUUAUUUUUUUUGUUUUCAGAGGAUUCCCUGGGUUGUAAAGCAGUUGUAGUGUCCUGGAUAUGCUUUUUUUUUGUCACAUUUUUUUUUUUAUAUAUAUAUAGAUAGAUUCUUUCAUUUCUUUUAUUUUCUGUCAACGUGGACUCUGUAGCACAGUUUCUGGACUCAGGUACUGUGGGGGACAGAGACAAAUGAUAUUAUUCUCUUGUCGCUGUUGUUAUUGCACUUUUGGAAAAAAAGAAGACAACACAGUAGGCUUUAAAUUAACCGACGAGAAAAACUACAAACUAUAAAAACUGAUUUGGGAGCAUUCCCGCACAGGGCUCUUAUCUGUCCAAGGACCGUUUAAGGAAAAGAAGAAAAAAUUUACUUCAAUUUUAUUUCUCACAUAAAAUUUAUUUACCAGGAAAUCAUAGUUUGUGCCUUUCCAAGUAAAAUGUUUAAAAUGUAAGCAAGUGUCCUGUAAUCACAUUUUGUGGUGAGUGGUUGCUUUGGUUGUGUGCAUGUUGUCAAUCACUCAUUUUGGAAGUGAAUGGUUAUUGCAGGUGUGUGUACAGCUUCACCAAAUGACCUCUAACCUUGGCUGGUUUUUAUUGUAUAAUAAUCAGCUCUUUUCAGGCGAGUUAAAACCCUUUACAGGCUAAAUAUCACUGUUCUAAAUCAGUCAGGUGGCUUAUAAAUGAGCAGUUUAUAUUAAAUCAAAUGAUUAUAUGUUGAACAAAAGGUAUAAGGUAUUCUUAAUGGGAUCUGCAGGCACAUUUGUGCAGAUCAGAUCAUUGGUGCACAUUAUAGUUUAACUAUACAUAGCAGAAUGAUUGGUACAACUGCAAUGUAAUUUGACAACUAUGUAUCUAAAACAUGUACAACCUUUAGAAUUGAGUAUCAAAAGCUAACAGCCUAAUUUUACACUUUUUGCUUACUUGUUCUCACUCACAAUGAUUGGAAUUGAGCUUGAUUUCGUAACAUCUCCAUUUACACUGAUUUCUGCAUACUUAUGCAGGGCAAAAAGUGACAAGCCCUCUUUUUUUUUUUUUUUUUUUUUAAGCAGUUUGAAUGAUGCUCAGAU